AUGGCAGUGGUACGACCCAAAGUCGAUUCGGACGGCACGUGGCACUUUUUCGAUGGGGCGCUCAAGACCUACUUUGUCUCGGAAACCAAGGACUCGUUCACCUCUGGUCAGAUUUUUCGUGCCAAGGAUCCACACUCGGGCGUAGGCAGGAACAGCACUGCUACGCCACCUUACCACAUUCACCUCUACCAAGCCGAGACGUUCGACGUCAAGCAAGGCACGCUGUGCUACCUCAUCGAUGGUAAGCAGGGCAAGCUGCAGGCGGGGGAGAAGGUCAACAUCCCACCCUAUCGACCGCAUACCUUUUGGUCUGAUCCGGAGAGCGGCAAGGAUUUGCAUGUUCACAUCACCGUUCGUGGCGGUCCUAACCCUGGUUUCGACGAAGACUUUGUGCACAACUUUUACGGCUACCUCAGCUCGCGUACCAUGGCAGGAAAGGGACCCAAUCCGUUCCAGAUGCUCCGCUUCCUCGACGAUGCCGAUGUGAUCCUCGUACCACCUCUUCCCUUCUCCGGUCUACUGCGUUCGUUCGGAUUGCUGUGGCCUAUCGGAAGGACGAUCAACAUUGUGUUUGGUCGCAUCAUCGGUGGUUGGUUGCUCGGCUAUCCGACUCGCUACAAGCAGUUUGACGACGAGGCGCUGCAGAGCAUAGCUGCGCUGCUCAUCAUGUCGUCUCAAGAACAGGCUAGCUCCGGUCCCGACACCAGCGCCACCACUGCCGUCGAGUCCAAUCCAGGUUCCGUCUCGCUCUCCGAGUCUGCCCAUUCAAUCGUGCCACCGUCGGGCUCCGAGACUGCCGUCACCUCGUCGUCCCACUCGCCUGUUCACAAACCAGCCGACGCCGACGACGCCUCGGAAGCCGACAUACAGGCUCGCAUCGAACGAAAGAGGUUGGAGCACGAAAAGCAGCGCGCCAUGCACCAAAAGGCUUUCGAGCAGCAGAUGGCCCUCUUGGAGAAGCAGCAGCGCGAAGAAGAGCAGACUCUCCUCUCCCAGCGUUCUUCCUCCAAUACCGCCGCUGCCUCUGCGCCCGCCACGCCGCCCAACGAACAAUCCUCUCAACCUAAGCGCUCGGCAGACGAGCUCGCCUCGGCCGUCGGUGCCAUGUCCAUCGCAGCCAAAGUCGGUGCCAACGAAAAGGGCGAAAACUUAACGCCCGUCUUCAAUGAGCAGUUUCUCUUUGACGACGAGCUGGACAACGAAGAUUCUGCUUUCGUCAAGAAGUACAACCUCAAGGCAAACGACGACCAGUUCCCCGUCCUCGUCCGCCGCGAUGCCGAAGCCCAGAAUGCCUCUCGUGAUGCUGACUGGCCCAAAUUCGGCGGUGCCAACGCCAACAGCACCACCACCACCGAUGCGGCUGGCGACGCCGCCGAUACCUCUGCAUCAUCCUUGCGUGGCUCGGUCGCGGGCAAGUCGCCUCCCCCUGGGCCUGGCACGCCCAACAUGGCCGCCUCCUUCGGCAGCAGUGUCGGACGUCAGCCCAGCGCUUUCCCUCUGCCUUCACCCUCGCCGCGUCUCUCGCAGACUGGCCGAUCGUCGCCUGCGAUCGGUGCUACCACUUUUGCCGGCGUCGUAUCUCGACAGCCCAGCGGCCCUGCCUCGCCUUCGCCUGGCCUCGGUGGGCUCAGUGGCGAUGUCGGGCGUUCGGGAGGUGGCUCGCGCUUUGUCAACACCGCCGUCUCGAUCCCUGCCGCCACCGCUAACCUCAAGAACCAGAACAUGGCCGCUGCUGCUGCUGCCGCCGCCGCCGCCGCCGCCGCCGGUGGGGCGGGAGGAGCCGCUUUCCCCAGCUUCAACCUUGGCGCCUUUUCGAGCGCUUCGUCCGGCAGCGAGAGUCCCAGCCGUUUCGGGACCUACUCGCCCAGCAACUUUGAUGCUGGCGCCGUCGAGGCACGCCGCGGAAGUCGACCCUCGUCCGGCUACUACGAUGCCUUCAACCCGACCGCCGGUGCCAACGUGCCAGGCUCGCUCUUCCCCACCGACAAGUACUCGAUGGGCAUGGUGGGUGCCGACGAAAAUGCCAAGCUCGGCGGAGGCGGCCCCGCCCUCGUCAAGCAUGCGCGCAAAGGCGAGCUGGACGCUACCACGCAGCUCGAAGACCUGCAGGGAGACAUCUUUGCGCUGUGCAAGGACCAGCACGGCUGUCGCUUCCUUCAGAAGAAGCUCGAGGAGAGCAACCCUGCGCACCGCGACAUGAUCUUUUCCGAAACGUUUACCCACUUUGCCGAGCUCAUGACGGAUCCGUUCGGCAACUACUUGUGCCAAAAGAUGCUCGAGUACUGCACCGACGAGCAGCGGAACCUCAUCGUGGAGCUCGUGGCGUCGGAGCUGGUCACCAUCUCGCUCAACAUGCACGGUACGCGCGCGGUGCAAAAGAUGAUCGAUUUCCUCUCUACGCCGCGUCAGAUCCACUCGAUCAUCGUGGCGCUCUCGAUGAAUGUGGUGACGCUCAUCAAGGAUCUCAACGGCAACCAUGUGGUGCAGAAGUGUCUCAACAGGCUUGGAGCCGAGGACAAUCAGUUUAUCUACAACGCCGUGGCCGCGCACUGCGUCGAGGUGGCGACGCACCGACACGGUUGCUGCGUGCUUCAGCGAUGCAUCGACCACGCAUCUGAGGCGCAGCGCGUGCAGCUGGUGGCCGAGAUCACGUACAAUGCGCUGACGUUGGUUCAGGACGCGUUCGGAAAUUAUGUGGUGCAGUACGUGCUGGACCUGAGCAUCCCGCGGUUCACGGAUGCGGUGGUGCGCCAGUUUGUGGGCAACGUGUGCCUGCUUUCGGUGCAAAAGUUUAGCAGCAACGUGAUCGAAAAGUGCAUCCGCGUCUCGGAGCCUGGCGUGCGCAAGCAGCUGAUCGAGGAGCUGCUCAACCGCACGCGGCUGGAGAAGCUGCUGCGCGAUUCGUUUGCCAACUACGUGGUGCAGACCAGCUUGGAUUAUGCGGAUCCGGUGCAGCGGAUGCGACUGGUGGAGUGCAUCCGACCCAUCCUGCCGGUGAUCCGCAACACGCCGUACGGCAAGCGGAUCCAGAGCAAGCUGCAGCGCGACAAUCUGGAUCUGGGACCGCCGAACGGGGUGCCGUAUUCGGUGCUCCACGCUGCCCACCAGCAGCAGCUGCAUGCUAUGGCGGCUAUGGCUGGCGGUGGUGGUGGCGGUGGAGACAGAGGUGGAAGGGGUGGUGGAUACAUGGAAGCGAUCCUCCGUCCACCACCACUUGAGCUGCUACAUCGAGACGGCAGCUUGCAUCGUAUCGACCGUCGGUUCGGUCAGCAGCGAAACAGUAGAAGGGCCUUACACAGCGAAGCACUGCAGAAAGAGACAUCGCCGGUUGUCGCUGCAAAACGUUUCAUUGCGCCGCCGCCGUCUACGACGCCCCCACUUGGAGCCGGAACAGACGACGUCGACGACACCUUCUCGACCGACAACUUACGACUCCUCGACGCGGUCACGAUCGAACACAAGGUCUUCCGUCGUUGA
This is a messenger RNA of Pseudozyma hubeiensis SY62, 3477 nucleotides long. Its product is annotated as RNA-binding protein. Bases 1 to 3477 code for a protein of 1158 amino acids. The transcript has 4 exons. The record is from RefSeq and is a predicted model, not a curated record. Gene Ontology annotation, molecular function: mRNA binding. Lineage: Eukaryota; Fungi; Basidiomycota; Ustilaginomycetes; Ustilaginales; Ustilaginaceae. Gene Ontology annotation, biological process: post-transcriptional regulation of gene expression. Gene Ontology annotation, cellular component: cytoplasm.